AUGCCUGCCCCAGUAGACAUCGAAGUAGAUCAACCGACAACUAACGGUCAUGUUGCUGAGACUUAUAGUUCGGAUUUUUUUGAUGCUUCUGUUGCUGAUCUUGCUGAUUUAUUAAAAAAUGAACCACAAGAUGAUUUUAUCGUUGGCUUACAAGAUACUCUAUCAAAUGUAUUUUCAUCACCAGCUGUAUUUUCUCUUGCAUAUUGUCAUGAUUUACUUCUUCGUUUUAUUCAACAACCAGAUAAUAUGCGUCCUGUUUCAACAGAUAAUUUAUCUUUAUUAACAUCAUUACUCAAAGAUCUUGAAAUUGUUGGAAUGACAAAUAAUUAUGCGAGAGAAUUAGAUAGUAUUUUACGACGUCCGCAUAUUCGAAUGAUUAUGGAUGCUCAUCAAACAAUAGCAACAAGAGAAUAUGCUGAAGAUCAAUUACCAAUAGGAUAUUUACCAGAUGCAACUAAAGCAUUACCUGAUAUAUCUUCACCUUCAUAUAUGUAUCCUGGUGUAAUACCAAAUAUGCCACCGAAAACUAUUGGAAUUGAAUCAACUGGUGAAGAACAUUUAGGUAUUACAGUUAAAUUAAAUGAAAUGGGAGAUUUAGAAAUCAAACGAAUUGUACAAGGUGGUUUAAUUGAUAAACAAGGUCUUCUUCAUGUCGGUGAUAUAAUCAAAGAAAUUAAUGGUGAAAUUGUUAAUACACCAGAAGAAUUACAAGAUAAAUUAAGAAAUGCUCGUGGUGCUGUAACAUUUAAAGUUGUACCUAGUUAUUAUGAUUUUCCUUCACCAUCACAAUUGUAUAUUCGCGCUCAUUUUUCCUAUGAUCCAGCAAAGGAUAAAUUAAUUCCAGCUAAAGAAGCUGGAUUAGCAUUUGAGGAAGGUGAUAUAUUACAAAUACUUUCACAAGAUGAUGUUCAUUGGUGGCAGGCAAGACUUGUGAAAGAUCCAACACAAAAAGGUCUCAUACCAUCACAAUAUCUCGAAGAACGACGUAAAGCUUUUGUACCACCUGAAAAUGAUUUUUCUAAAACAUCUCUUGUAUGUGGUUUAAUUGAUCGUCGAAAGAAAAAACGUUUAUUAUUUAAUGUUAAAGAUUCUUCAUUAUUCGACAAAGGUGAUAUAUGUCUCUAUCAAGAAGUUGCACGUAUGCCACCAUUUGCAAGAAAAUGUUUAAUAUUAGUUGGAGCACAUGGUGUUGGUAGACGAACAUUGAAAAGUCGUUUAAUUGCUCUUGAUCCCGAUCGUUUUGGAACGACGAAACCACAUACAUCACGUUCUUUACGUAUUGAAGAAGCAAAUGCUUAUUUUCAUAUGGAUCGAAAUGAAAUGGAAACUGAUAUUGAAAAAGGUGGUUUUCUUGAACAUGGUUUAUAUGGUGAACAUUUAUAUGGAACAAAAUUUGAAUCUGUUCGACGAGUUAUUCAAUCAAGUAAAAUGUGUGUACUUGAUGUUGAACCAACAGCUUUAAAAUUAAUUUGUAAUAAAGAAUUUAUGCCGUAUGUUGUAUUUAUAAAAGCACCUAAUUUGGAUUAUCUUCGUCAUAUGCAACAUAAUGAUAAACAGAGAAUGUCAAAAAUGAGAACAAAAAGUAGUAUGGGUAAUAAUUCACUAUUGAACUUAUCGGCAAAAGAUCUUGAACAAGUUGUUUUGGAAAGUGAUGCUUUAGAACAUGAUUAUCAUACGUAUUUUGAUUUGACACUUGUUGCUGACGAUAUUGAAAAAACAUUUGAACAGCUUGUUCGAGCUGUUGAAGCAUUGAGUGCUGAACCUCAAUGGGUUAAUGUUCAAUGGUUUUCUUAA
This is a messenger RNA of Adineta steineri, 1794 nucleotides long. Lineage: Eukaryota; Metazoa; Rotifera; Eurotatoria; Adinetida; Adinetidae. The record is from the annotation of a GenBank genome assembly.